Messenger RNA from Knipowitschia caucasica, 1257 nucleotides. The record is from the annotation of a GenBank genome assembly. Lineage: Eukaryota; Metazoa; Chordata; Actinopteri; Gobiiformes; Gobiidae.
AUGAAAUGUGACUCCUGUGAAAUUAACGUACACAACACGUGUGUGACCAACGUGCCCAGUAUGUGCGGGACGGACCACACCGAGCGGAGAGGCCGGCUCUUCCUGAAGGUGGAGGUCAGCGACGAGGUGCUCCAGGUGACAGUUGGCGAAGGCAAAAACCUGAUUCCCAUGGACCCCAAUGGACUGUCAGAUCCAUAUGUCAAACUCAAGCUCAUACCAGACCCCAAAAAUGAGACCAAGCAGAAGACCAAAACCGUCCGAGCCAACCUCAACCCCAAAUGGAACGAGACUUUCAUUUUUAAACUGAAGGCAACGGAUAAGGACCGUAGACUGUCAGUAGAAGUGUGGGACUGGGACCGAACCACCAGGAAUGACUUCAUGGGGUCCCUGUCUUUCGGAGUCUCAGAGCUCCUGAAGUCUCCGGUCUGUGGCUGGUACAAGCUCUUGUGCCAGGAGGAGGGCGAAUAUUACAAUGUCCCAAUCUCAGAAGAAGAUGACGGAAAUGAAGAACUCAGGCAGAAAUAUGAGGACUGCCAAAUAAACCUAAAUCUAAAGGACCAAACAGUUGUGGCGGGGCCUGAACAGAAAGCCAAGCUGGGCCCAGGAAAUAAGAACAUUACAGAGACUGACAAUGCCACCCAGCUUCCCUCCGCCAUCAUGAACGAGGUCCAGCUCAGUGACUUUUCCUUCCUCGCCGUGCUGGGGAAAGGAAGCUUUGGCAAGGUGAUGUUGGCCGAGAUGAAGGAGGGGGAGGAGCUGUAUGCCAUAAAGAUCCUGAAGAAGGAUGUGGUGAUCCAGGAUGAUGACGUGGAGUGCACGAUGGUGGAAAAGAGGGUGCUGGCUCUCCAGGACAAGCCCCCCUUCCUCACCUACCUGCACUCCUGCUUCCAAACAGUGGAUCGUCUGUACUUUGUAAUGGAAUAUGUAAAUGGUGGAGAUUUGAUGUACCACAUCCAACAAGUGGGGAAAUUCAAAGAACCUCAAGCGGUGUUCUAUGCAGCAGAGAUCGCUGUUGGUCUCUUUUUCCUUCACAGUAAAGGGAUCAUCUACAGAGAUCUGAAGUUGGAUAAUGUUAUGCUCGACUCAGAGGGACACAUCAAGAUUGCGGACUUCGGCAUGUGCAAGGAGAACAUGCUGGAAGGAGUGACCACGCGCACAUUCUGUGGCACCCCUGAUUACAUCGCUCCAGAGGUCAGUGCCCCAGGACCAAUCAAAAACACCAGAGUGACGCAAGUCAUCAGACAGAAUAAUGUCUAA